Pseudocercospora fijiensis CIRAD86 is the source of this 2565-nucleotide messenger RNA. RefSeq lists its product as uncharacterized. The coding region runs from base 1 to 2565 and encodes 854 amino acids. The transcript has 6 exons. Lineage: Eukaryota; Fungi; Ascomycota; Dothideomycetes; Mycosphaerellales; Mycosphaerellaceae. The record is from RefSeq and is a predicted model, not a curated record.
AUGGUCACGUCCACGCGCCUUCAAGGCGGCGCGGGAAAGCGCAAGCACUACUUCGAUGAUGGUGACGAAGACGAAGACGUCAAGCCUGUGAUAAGCCUGCUGGACACAACAGAUGACUCCAACUCCGACUUCGACUCCGACAUAUCUGACGAUAUCGACAACCAGUCUAACAUCACCGAGGAAGCCACUGCCGCAACAGCCGCGUUCAAGGAUGCCGAUCCAACGCAGAACUGCUCUCUACUAUUCCAUCAGCGAAGAAAGACAAGAUUGCACUGCUUGGCAACACCGGCGCUGAUGGCUGGUGGCUCAUCCUGUACCUAUGUCGGCAGCGAAUACUCUUCACCUUUCACUGGUCAGACGAAGCCUUUCGCCGCCAAAAUCGAAUACUUCGGGAUUGACGCUAUCGAAGAGUUGCUCUCACGCAUGCUACAAGAUUACAAUAGGUGGAAUUUCCAGGAGCAACCAGACUGGGACGAAGACGAGAAGCAGGAAUUGAAGCGGCUGUCAACAACUGCGUUCACCACUUUCCGAUCCCUCUUCUGCGACCAAGAGCCUUUCGAAUCUCCUCGCGCUGCGACAGACUUCCUGCUGUCAAAAUUUCAGGACGAUGGUGAAGCUCUUGUCACGAUGGUGACCUGGUGCAAGUCCCUCCUUGAAGAGAAAGAGGCUGACGAGGAUGACCAUGUCGAGUUCAUCGAUGCUGCAACACAAACCGAAUUCCUUGAGCAGCUAGAGCCGUUGGUCAGUUCCAACUCGCGGUUCGAGAGACCAGCGCUAUGGCCUUUGGUGCGAAAAGUCCGCAUCGGUCUCGAAGCGCCAAGAAUCCUCAGAUACGUCACCCUCGUCGAUCUACCUGGCCUCGACGAUGUCAAUAAAGUGAGAGUCAAUGCCAGCCUCGACAUCAUGCGAGAUUGCGAUGCGCUCUGGAUCGUAACCAAAAUCGACCGAGCAAUCACUGACAGCAGUGUCGAUUCGCUCUUGAUGAGGUACGGCCGGUCAUUCAAGAUGGCAGUCGUGUGUACUGGAAUCGACGACAAUCUUGACCCUCAACUCCCGGCGCAUCUAGAGAACGAAGGGCAAAGCGUGGGAGAGCACCAUACUCUCUUGCAGGAUGAGAGACAGCUUCGAAGCUUGACAAGGCAUCUGCCAAAGAAGAUUGAGACUCGUAACGCAAAGCUCCAGGGUCGUGGCAAGACCAAGUCAAAGAAGCAAAAGUUACUCACUGAGAAGACCAAGGAAAAACUUCAGAGUGAGAUUAGAGAGUACGAGGAACGUCUGAAGGCGGCCGAAGAUGAACUUCCAAAAGUGGCCUUAGAGCGGUUUGAGAUACUCGUGGACGCUCGCAAUUCGAACACGAUCCGCCGAUUGAAGGCAGAGAAGAAUGACCAUCUUCCGACUGGAAAGUCCUUGGAGGUCUUCUGUGUCUCCAACUUGCACUACGCUGCUCUCAAAGGCGCUCGCAUGGUCAACGGUCCUCGCCUCGAUGCGAAAGGCACCGGAAUUCCGGCGAUCCGCAACUGUGUCUACAGCUCAGCGGCGCCUGCGCAGCUCGAAUCGCUCGAAGACUAUUUCGGGCAUAAGUUCAAAGUCUUCGUGGAAGGUCUGGCUAUGUGGGCCAAAUCGUAUUCUAUCGAAGGUGCUGAGGAUCUUCUCGCCUCUGUCAAAGCGCCGCAAGACAAGGUCCAGGAUCUCACAAACGCAUACGUGGAGCGUCUUCUUGAUUCGAACGAGGAGCUUAACGUCAAGCCCCUUGCUGCCAACCAAGACGAUCUUGUUGCAGCUGCUCUUGCGGAACUCGACAAGAAGAAGAAAUGGCAUUGGGGCACCACUCGCGCCUUUCUCCGGAGGGAUGGGAACCACAAAACUUCGGUGGCGCCAAAGCAGUCCUGGACAGAACAGUUCCUCUCGGCUGCAUCGAAGAUGCUCAACAGUUCAUGGUCUGCUUUUACUGCGGGCCAGGAGACACUGACCUCACAGCUCAAAGCCGAGCUGCUCGAGCUGCUUGAGAGCGUUGAAAAAUCCAUCACCAGUCACCCAGCCUCCAUGAUCCUCCCGAUGAACCGCAUCAAAGAGAUGCUCAAGGCUCAUGUUGAGGGUAUCGAACACGCUUGCCGUGAUUUCGGCGAAGAAUCUGCCAAAGAGCUUCGAAACAUCCAGCUUGACCUCAAUCAAGAUCGGCACUCUGGCUAUUUCAGCCAGGCCAUGUCCGAAGCUUACAAACAGUGCAAGGACGACUGUGGUACUGGCGUCAAGAAUCGUUCGUUUGGAACGUUCGAGACGCAUCUCAAGCUGUCGGAGGCUCGUUCUCCCUUCCGUGUCACCACCAAGAAGCUCAAGGCGGCAAUUCAAGAAGAUGCCAAAGCCAAGAGUAAGGUGCUUGAACGCAAGGUACACGACAUUCUCAAAGACAUAUACCGCCAGUUUGAGGACAUGGUCGAUGAGAAGCUGGACGAUCACGCCGAGGAGGAACUUCGUCGUGAGUUCAGACGCUUCCUGGAGACUGCCGAAGAGAAAAUCGAGGAGGUGAGAGCAGAUCUGGCUCGAAUCAAGCGCCGGUACGACUGA